Messenger RNA from Eruca vesicaria subsp. sativa (arugula), 1903 nucleotides. The record is from the annotation of a GenBank genome assembly. NCBI's taxonomy places the organism in Eukaryota, Viridiplantae, Streptophyta, Magnoliopsida, Brassicales, Brassicaceae.
GAACAUCCGAACAUGUAAACCCUAUACAAUAAAUAUCUCCACUCUUCAGUCUUCUCUCGUAAGUCUUACAUCUCUACAUUGCUUCAGACAAGAAGGAGAAGAAGAGUUAUCAGCUAACGUCAUGAGUGUUCUACAUCUCCUUGCUUUCUCUCUGCUCGUAUCCGUUUCAGCAAAGUUCUCAGGCCGACCAGGAAUCAACUACGGACAGCUAGGAAACAACCUCCCAUCUCCCUCCGACUCAGUCAAACUCAUCCAAUCCCUAAACGCCAAACGCGUCAAACUCUACGACGCAAACCCAACCAUCCUCGCCGCCUUAAACGCCACCGACAUCACCGUCUCCGUCAUGAUCCCCAACGAACUCAUCAUCAACAUCUCAAAAUCCCAACCCCUCUCCGACGAGUGGAUCCGCUCAAACAUCCUCCCGUUUCACCCCUCCACCAAGAUCCGUUACCUCCUCGUCGGCAACGAGAUCCUCUCCUCCGCCGACUCCGAGCUCAAAUCCUCUCUCGUCCCCGCAAUGCGCAAGAUCCAACGCUCUUUAAAAAAACUCGGCGUCAAGAAAGUCAAAGUGGGGACCACACUCGCCGUCGACGUUCUCAAAACCUCGUUCCCUCCUUCUCACGGCGAGUUCCGUCCCGACAUCUCCGGUUCGGUUAUCAAACCGAUGCUCAAAUUCUUAAACCGGACCAAAUCGUUUCUAUUCAUCGACGUCUACCCGUAUUUCCCCUGGGCCCAAGAUCCGGCCCAUGUAGAUCUCAGUUACGCGCUUUUCGAAUCCACCAACGUAACCGUAACUGAUCCCGCCACGAACCUAACUUACAACAACCUCUUCGACCAAAUGAUCGACGCUUUCGUCUUCGCCACGUCACGCCUCGGCUACCCGGAUCUUCGGAUCUGGGUCGCCGAGACGGGCUGGCCCAACGACGGAGACUACGACCAAAUCGGAGCGAACAUCCACAACGCCGCGACAUACAACCGCAACGUCGUCAAGAAACUCUCCGCCGUGCCUCCGGUGGGAACUCCGGCGAGGCCCGGGAAGGUUCUCCCGUCGUUUAUCUUCGCCUUGUUCAACGAGAAUCAGAAAACGGGUCCGGGUACGGAGCGGCAUUUCGGACUCUUGCAUCCGAACGGGACUCGGGUUUACGAGAUUGAGUUGUCGGGGGAGACGACGGAGUACAGGGAGACGUUGCCGGCGCCGGAGAAUAAUGAGGUGUACAGAGGGAAGAUAUGGUGCGUGGUGGCUAAAGGAGCGAAUUGGACUCAGCUUGGUGAGGCUCUAUCGUAUGUUUGCUCACAGGGGAAUAAUACUUGCGACCCGAUUAGAUCCGGAGGUCCGUGUUAUAAACCGGAUUUGGCUGUAUUGCAUGCUAGCUACGCGUUUAGCUCCUAUUGGGCUAGGUUUCGUGAGACCGGUGGGACUUGCUCGUUUAAUGGACUUGCUACUCAAACCAUUAAAGAUCCGAGUAAGUCAUGUUUAUUUGGUUCACUAAUUUCAGGAUGUUUAAACCGGAUUGGUUUACAGAAAUUGUCUACUCUAUUAUUGUUUGACCAGGCUUUGGACGUUGCGAGUUUCCGAGCGUGACAUUGUGACGGCUUACGAGAUACGACAGUGUCGAGAAGAGAGAAGACCAUAGGAAUAGGAGAAAAGACCGCAGGAUGUUACGGCUUGAUUACUAGAAACGGCACGUGAUUACGGUCCAGUGUGUUUCAAUGUGUUGUUUAUUUAAUUUGUUCCCGCGGGAAUAAUAAAGACUCAUGAGUAGAAAUAAAUUUGUCUUGUCUGGUAACGUAACCGAUUCUUUACGUCUAAUAAAAAUUUGUUUUUAUCAGAUUUUGUUGUUGAUUACUAUACGUCAGCUUGAUUCUGGAAAUUAAUUUAAGAAUAUCCUGCGGCUAGUUUUCC